AUGUAACCUCUUCAUGCAUCUGAACACUCAAGCUCAGUUCAGAUGUUGAAUCUAAUAAAGCAGCAUGAUUCUUAGAAUUCAUUUACUCGUUUAGAAAAUCUUGCUUAAGACCUGGCUUAAGAUUUGGCUUAGGAUAUUACCUCAUCACUCUCUGAAGAAGAUAACAAUAAUCUCCAUAAUUAAAACUAAAUUUGUAAAAGUAAUAGCAUAUUAUCAGAGAGAUCCAAGAAAAUUGGCAAGAAAAAUAAUGAAAUAGAACUAAGAAAUAAGUAUAAUAAAUUAAAAAAGAAAUAUAAAUGUUUAUCAGAUGAGUACGGAAAACUCCUUGACUCCUGGGAGUAGUGUUCAUCCUCCAUCACUGCAGUUCUUAAAGUAGAAGUUAGAAUCUAUGCAAAUAUCUUAAGAAUAGGCUCAAACUGA
This is a messenger RNA of Stylonychia lemnae, 420 nucleotides long. NCBI's taxonomy places the organism in Eukaryota, Ciliophora, Spirotrichea, Sporadotrichida, Oxytrichidae. The record is from the annotation of a GenBank genome assembly.